AUGGUUCUCGCACAAACGGCGAUUGCAAUUGAGAGAACCGUGGCAUCAAUCUCCUUACACGAAUACGAGCAUCAAGGGAAACACUUGGGAAUUCUUUUGACAUUAGCUGUGUUAUUCACUACAAUAACCGCUUGUUUAUGGUUAUUUUCAACGGAUAAUCCGGCUGAACUUCAAAUUGCUUGUGGUAGUUUCUCAGAUGCCACUUUUGCUAAAGCCAAUUUUUUGUACACUUCUCUUCUUUUCAUCGACACUUUCAAUCUGACUGCUUACAUCAUGAUCUGGUCAAGAAAUAAGCAAUUAUGCAAAAAAUCAGCUUAUGUAACAAGGGUUAAAUAUCAAAUUCAAGAGAACCUUUAUGUGUUGGGAAUGGUUUUUCCAAUUGCUCUUUCGCAUUUUAUCGUUUUCGGUUUUGAUAUGGGAUUUUUGUUAUUAUUGCGAUCGCAAAAAGAGAAUUUGAGUCUAAAAUUGUAUCGAACGUUGUCAAUGCUUGGAUAUGUAAUCCCAUUUUUCACGAUCAUACUCCCGAUUACCAUUAUCACAAUCGAAUAUCGAACACAGGCGAAAAGACGACGAAUUUUGGCAUCAACAGUGAAUGUCGAUUCGACCGGCGAAGUGUAUUUUCGAUCAUUGCAAUUACAAUGGGCACAAUGU
Messenger RNA from Mesorhabditis belari, 651 nucleotides. NCBI's taxonomy places the organism in Eukaryota, Metazoa, Nematoda, Chromadorea, Rhabditida, Rhabditidae. The record is from the annotation of a GenBank genome assembly.